Lymnaea stagnalis (great pond snail) is the source of this 8939-nucleotide messenger RNA. NCBI's taxonomy places the organism in Eukaryota, Metazoa, Mollusca, Gastropoda, Lymnaeidae. The record is from the annotation of a GenBank genome assembly.
GUGAAAUGAUGAAAUGUGUUUUUAAACCGGUGCAAACAAAUGUAAACACAUCUUAUUUUGGAAUAAUAAACAACAUUAUUUGGGAUCGUUGCCUUUGGUGUAUUUAAGUUCAUUUAAAAACCAAAGCCAGGAUGCCAUUAUUUCAAGAUGGGACGUCAUGUGACAACAGUCAUGCUCUUGACGAUAUUGAAGACAUAAUUUUAAAAAAUACAGACUUCGAGCAGCAGCGUCCGACUAGUAGAAGCCAUAUCGUCCCCCGUCCUCGAUCAAGGAAAACUAUUAAAUCUUCAUUAGUAAUAUCAAAUGACAAAGAAAAAAACCUCCAUUCCGAUGUCACAUAUGAAGGGGGUCAAAGGGACAGUUAUGUUCCAGGUAAUAGUCGUAGCAAAUUAAUCAAUAGUGGCAAUAGCCAACUAACUAAUAGUAGUAAUAGUAAUAUUAAUAGGCAUAGUAUAGGCUUACUCCUCUACUUAUAUACUUAAAAUUUUCAUAUAAGACAGUCUAAGUAGUUCUGAGUUAAGUCAAAUGUAACACAAAGUAGGGAAAUGAGUGUCUGCACAGAUGAAUUCUGUUUUUUUCCUUUUUUUGUUGUUGAUGUUUGUGCUAUUUCAUUCAUGAAAAAUAUGCUAAUCACUACCACUCCAGUUUCAUAUAUUCAAAAAUCAUGUUGUUCCUGUUUGAUGUGCUAUUUAAAUGGUUUUUCUUUUAUUGAUGUCUGUUGACGUUACUGUUGAGAGAUUGACAGUGGAGAGGGGCCAUUGGGUUUUCGGUGGCAUAGAAAGAGAGAGUGGGUGCUGUUUUCCAUCAUUGAAGUACCAAACUGACUGUGCGAUCACUUAACAAAAUGCAUAGAGAGAUAUAUUCUUCCAGGCUCACUUAUUGUAUCAGACGGAUGCGUGGCUUAUGCAAACAUAAACCAGAUCAGACACGGAAUCUACCAACACUCCUUUGUGGUCCAUGCCAUCAACAAAAAGAGUGUCACUACAAAUGAUGCUGGUGUCCAUACACAGAAUGUUUACAUUUGGAGAUGCGCUCAAACUGAAAAGACAGUUUGGUACAAACUGCAAUGCUUUCCCUUCAUAUUUGCAUGAGCUCUUGUUCCACAACUGUUUUCAUGGAUGAUAUUUUCAAGAAUUUCCUUCUUAUCAUGGCGGGGAAAACUAUGCAUAAACUCACACACUUUUCUUUUUAUGCAUUAAAUUGUUUACAUUUUUCUGUUUUGAAAAUUAUUGAUGGUUUAAAUUUUUCUAUUUUAAAAGUUGUGUCUUAUAUUAUUUAUUUAUGUGCUGAAAUGAACAUAAAAAAUGUCUUAAAAACAUUUCCCCUUUCAAUAAUAGAAUUUGAUCUUAUCUGUAAAUGAAUAACUGUUUAAAAACCACUUCAAAUCGGAAAAUGCGAUUUAUGAAUAAUUAACAUUGAAGUUAUUCGAUUCCCAAAGGAUUAUUAUAUUCCACAAUUGUGUUCCAUUUCCGUACUUUUGUUUUGGAGGACAUCUUGGCCUACAUUUCAAUUGAUUUCUUUCCCAUUUAAAAUCGGUCAACUUUAAGAAAAUAAGUUAACUUUCAUCAUUAAGGUUAAGAUGAAUUUAAAUUUCUUAUCUGUUAUGUUUCAGGAUUAAUUAUGUGCAAAUAACUGCAUAAUGUUUAUGGACCGCACUGAGUUUGGUAACUCAAGCAAUGUGAAGAAGCCUUUCAUUCUCCCGACAUCAAUAACUCUUUAUAUUACUAUAAUUGAUGAUUCCAACUAACCUGAGUUAACAUUAUUUCACAUUCUUUGUCUUUUUUUCUCCUACAGGCACUCAAAAAAUCUAUGUUAAAACAUGGGGCUGUUCUCACAAUAACUCAGACAGUGAAUAUAUGGCAGGCCAGCUUGCAGCUUAUGGAUUCAAAAUUACAGGUUUCGCAACUUACAUCAUUGAUUUGUUUGUUAUUUUAAUUAUACUUUUUAAAUGGUAUUUUUUAAAAUGUGAAAACAAAAAUUUGUGAAAUUUUUAGAAAACAUAAUUUGACGACAAAGCUUAUUUUCAAUACUGUUUUGAAUGUAGAUGAAAAAGAAGAUGCAGACUUGUGGCUACUGAACAGCUGUACUGUCAAGAAUCCGGCAGAAGAUCAUUUUAGGAAUUCAAUCAAAGAUGCCAAAACUAAAGGGAAACUCUUGGUUCUGGCAGGAUGUGUUCCACAGGGUCAGCAGAAGUCAGAAUAUAUGCAGGUAUUUGAUGUGUUUACUGGGACAUCUAUAAUAAGAAUACAUACGAGAAUUUGUUGAACACAUUUGUUGAAGAAAGUGCCUCUAUAAUAAACCUGCUGUACAAAAUUAAACAAUCAGUUCUUCUCUGGUGAUUUAUGUACAGUAACUCUCUGGUCAUUUAUUGUACUGUAAUUCUCUGGUCAUUUAUGUACUGUAACUCUCUGGUCAUUUAUUGUACUGUCACUCUCUGGUAAUUUAUUGUACAGUAAUUCUCUGGUCAUUUAUUGUACAGUAACUCUCUGGUCUUUUAUGUACAUUAACUCUCUGGUCAUUUAUUGUACUGUAAUUCUCUGGUCUUUUAUGUACAUUAACUCUCUGGUCAUUUAUUGUACUGUAAUUCUCUGGUCUUUUAUGUACAUUAACUCUCUGGUCAUUUAUUGUACUGUAAUUCUCUGGUCUUUUAUGUACAUUAACUCUCUGGUCAUUUAUUGUACUGUAAUUCUCUGGUCAUUUAUUGUACUGUAAUUCUCUGGUCAUUUAUGUACUGUAAUUCUCUGGUCAUUUAUUGUACUGUAAUUCUCUGGUCAUUUAUGUCCUGUAACUCUCUGGUCAUUUAUUGUACUGUUAUUCUCUGGUCAUUUAUGUACAGUAACUCUCUUGUCAUUUAUUGUACUGUAAUUCUCUGGUCAUUUAUGUACAGUAAUUCUCUGGUCAUUUAUUGUACUGUAAUUCUCUGGUCAUUUAUUGUACAGUAAUUCUCUGGUCAUUUAUUGUACUGAAAUAGCAUUUAGGUUAAAAGAAAUAUCUGUAACAAAAUUGGAAUAUUAAAAUAUUUGGUCACCAACUUUUUAAGUAAUAGAAAUCAUCCCUCGCUUAUUUCAAAAUAUCAAGCCUAUAAAGUUAAAUGUAUUUGAAUCCCUUGCCACAUUUCAUCAGGGCCUCAGUGUCAUAGGCGUGCAACAGAUUGACAGAGUUGUUGAAGUAGUGGAGGAAACUUUUAAAGGUAAAUAAUGAAAUUUCAACUCUCAAUGACAUUUCAAGUUGACAUUUUCAUUGGAUUAUUUACUUCUUAAAAAUUGAUAUCUGAAUGAAUUUUUUUAUCCAUUUAAAUUUAAUUAUUAGUACAUCAACAUGGAAUUUUUUAACCAGAUAUGAAUAGAAACAAUUGAUUUGGAUAAAGAAUGUGAACUAAAACAAAACUUAAACCUUGACUCUAGUUAGUAAUUUGUUUUUGAACAGUACAUGAUGCCUUCAGUUAAAAAAAAUAAAUAAUUUAACUGACAUAUUAUUUUCUGUUGAACUAUACUUUUAUGAAAUAUGCUCAAAAGGUUUUUAAAGGAAUCUAGCAUUACUAGCAUAAAGAAAAGUUACCACAAACAAUAUGACUUUCAGAAAAGCCACCAUUUCCACACUGACAGGAGUGACAAAGUUUAUUUUUGGGGAGAUGUAAAUAUUUCUUUAUGAAAAAUUAUUUUGAGCAAUUUUGUUGAAUACUUGAACUUUACAAGAAACAAUUAUCGAUUAUUAUUGAUGACUUUAUUGUUGUUGGCCAGGUAACUCAGUGCGUCUCAUGGGCCAGAAGAAAUCAUCUGGUAAGAAAGCUGGUGGUGCUUCACUGAGUCUCCCGAAGAUUAGAAAAAAUCCCUUGAUUGAAAUAAUUGCCAUAAACACAGGGUGAGUGAUAUUGAAGACAUUCCUUUUAGAAGAAAUGUUACUUUUAAAUAUAUAAUGGUUACUGUUCCUUAAAUUAAAACCCUAGCCCAAAAUGUGUUCAUGGAUUAUAAUAAAGACACUCCUUUUAUAACACACGCUCCUUUGAAAUAAAAUGGGUACUGUUCCUUUGUUAAACCCUAGCCCAACACUUAUUCAAUGGCUCACAAAAUUUUCUCUAAUUAUUUACUACAUAACAACAACAAAAAAAGGGACACAUCUUUUGAAAUAGAAAUUCUAUAAAUCUUUCAACUGCAAUCUGUUGACAUCAAUAACAAAAAAAAAUAUUGCUUGCAAAGAAUGUAUCAACAGAUUUUUAAGAUGACUCUUUCUUUUAUUAUGUAUCAUUCUGUUGUUUUUUUUCCUUACUGUAUUAAAAGUAUGAAUCUGUGUGUUGAAUGGUGAGGACUUAAGGGUUAAGUGGGGAUUAUUGCCCUUAGAUUUCUCCACUCAUGAUGACUGUACUUGUGACAGGUGUUUGAACCAGUGCACGUACUGCAAGACAAAACACGCUCGUGGGGAUCUAGGAAGCUAUCCGCCUGAUGAGAUUGUAGAGAGAGCCAAACAAUCAUUUUCAGGUUUGUUGAUGUGAUUGUAGAGAAAACCAAACAAUAAUUUUCAGGUUUUUUGAUGAGAUUGCAGAGAGAGCCAAACAAUCAUUUUCAGGUUUGUUGAGAUUGUAGAGAGAGCCAAACAAUCAUUUUCAGGUUUGUUGAUGAGAUUGUAGAGAGAGCCAAACAAUCAUUUUCAGGUUUGUUGAUGAGAUUGCAGAGAGAGCGCCAAACAAUAAUUUUCAGGUUUGUUGAUGAGGUUGUAGAGAGAGCCAAACAAUCAUUUUCAGGUUCAUUGAUGAGAUUGCAGAGAGAGCCAAACAAUAAUUUUCAGGUUUGUUAAUGAGAUUGUAGAGAGAGCCAAACAAUCAUUUUCAGGUUUGUUGAUGAGAUUGUAGAGAGAGCCAAACAAAUCAUUUUCAGGUUUUUUGAUGAUAUUGUAGAGAGAGCCAAACAAUAAUUUUCAGGUUUGUUGAUGAGAUUGUAGAGAGAGCCAAACAAUCAUUUUCAGGUUUGUUGAUGAGAUUGUAGAGAGAGCCCAACAAUCAUUUUCAGGUUUGUUGAGAUUGUAGAGAGAGCUAAACAAUCAUUUACAGGUUUGUAUUAUUUACUGUAUGGAGUAGUCUGUUUUUAAAAUCUAUCAUUUAACUUGGCAUGAAGGAUAUCCUUCAAGCAACCAUACUUACCAACAUCUUUGAGAGUUGCAAUUUAAUAUUACAAAGAUUAUCCUUGUUAGAUUAAUCUGUAACUAUUUCACAUUUUCUUGACUGGUAUGUCAAGUUAAAAUUUAUCUAGUUUGGAAAAUAUAAUUUAGAUUCUGGAUGUCUUAAUGUAAUGCAGACCUGUUUACUCUUACCAUUUUGGUGUAUAAUGUACGAUUUUGAGGCAUAUACAUUAUAAAUAUCGUAUGUUAUUUUUUUUACUAUUAAGAUAAUGUAUUGAACUAUUUUGUGAUAAUAUUUUAAGAGUUUGAGGGUAAACAGGUCUGGUAAUGUAUUUGCAAAAUAAUGAUGACCUAAGAAAUUGAGUUUGUUUGUGCCUCACAAUUUUGACCUAAGAAAUUCAAUUGAUAGUAGCCUCCAGGUAGACUGAUAUAAAUGUUGUGAUACAUUUAAUUUGUUGCACAAUAAUAUUGUAGAGGUCGACAAUAAGAUUUUCUCAAAUGUUUGUAUCAUUACUUAUAAGUUAUGCUCUAUUGUUUCAGUUUUAAUAAUAUUCUAUACAUAAUUUUGCAAUUUACCAAGUGAAUUAUUUUGUCUUGCAACAGAGGGAGUAGUGGAACUUUGGCUAACCUCAGAAGAUCUGGGAGCUUAUGGUAGAGAUAUAGGUGUCAGCCUGCCAGAGUUGCUUUGGAAACUGGUGGAUGUGAUUCCAAAGGGAGCCAUGAUGAGACUCGGAAUGACCAAUCCUCCUUAUAUAUUAGAGCACUUAGAGGUCAGCACACUGACCAGUCCUUAUUUAAUAGAGCAACAGGUCAACACAUUAACCAGUUCUUAUAUAGGCUAUUAGAGCCACAGGUCAGCACAUUGACCAGUCCAUAUAAUAUAAGAGCAACUGGUCAGCACAUAACCAGUCCUUAUAUAUUAGUGCACUUACAGGUCAACCAAUUGACCAGUCCUUAAAUAUUACAGCUACAGGUCAGCACAUUGAUCAGUCCUUAUAUAUCAGACCACUUACACUUUUAUAUUAGAGUUAACACAUACAUUCAGCUCACAGAUAUAUUCAAGUUUGCUUUAUUUCAAGCAAUAUACGUUAUCAAAUCUAUUAAAUUGUUAGUCCAAAACUAUAAAAGCAGACUUCGAUGGAUUUGUAACUCACAACCAUUCUCUUAUUUUAAUUAUUCAGCUUUGAAUAAUUUAUCAAUGAUCUCCUGAUCUCAGCUUCAAAAGUCAUUAUUUUACUUCUUAGGAAAUCCAUGUUUCAUUGUAGCAUUGCUAUAAAAUGUGCUUAACUCCUGAAUAGCUAAGCCAACACUAAGUGAAUGUGUGCUCCCAAACCACCAGGAAAUGGCCAAGAUAUUGUGUCAUCCCCGUGUUUACUCUUUCCUUCACGUGCCAGUCCAGUCUGCCUCAGACGGCGUGUUGAUGGACAUGAGAAGGGAAUACUGUGCUGCUGAUUUCAUGCGUGUCGUGGAUUUUCUUAGGGAGAGGUCAACUAUUUUAAUCAAAUAUUUUUUUGCCUAAAAUUUUUUUUUAUUAUACUCUCAGUUGAUAUCUGUUUUUUUGUUUUUGUGCAGUUAUGACCCUUUAAAAGUUCUAUUUUAUAGUAAUAUAGAUAGUUAAGAACUGGAACUAAGAGUAUUUCUAAAUUAGCCAUGGUAUAAACGUCAGUAGCAAAGGUAUUUUCAGAGUAAAAAGGAGUAUACUACUGAGUCUUAAGAGCAGUGAGACAGAUGCAAGCCUUGUGAAAUACCUUAGCUUAUUUUAAUUAUUGGCUUAGGGAAAAGGAAAUUUACUUUUAAUAAGACUUUAGAUUUGCCAAAGUUGACUUUGAAUUUGUUUCACAUGCCUAGGGUGCCAGAUGUGAACGUUGCCACAGAUUUGAUAUGUGGUUUCCCAACAGAAACUGACCAGGUAAUGUUCAUCACACCUUGGUCUGUCAUGUGCUUUUAAUGCCUUGUAACUGUUUGCAGACAUGAGAAGUUAUUAAAGAAAACAAUCAUGAACAGGCUGUUCGAGGGUCUUUCUGAAUGGUUUGCCGAUAUCUUUGUUAUAACCCAGCAUUCCCUAAAGUUUUUGUCAGCAGAUGGCCUAGUUAUAACCUAGGAUUUCGGAAACAUUUUUGCGAUUAUCUGUCAACUUUUUGUAUAUAACUGAAACAAUUACUCAUCAUACAUGUUGGAGCUAACUUAAUCACUCAUCAUACAUGUAGCUAACUUAAUCACUCAUCAUACAUGUAGCUAACUUAAUCAAUCACUCAUCAUGCAUGUAUCUAACUUAAUCAAUCACUCAUCGUACAUGUAUCUAACUUAAUCAAUCACUCAUCAUGCAUGUAUCUAACUUAAUCAAUCACUCAUCAUACAUGUAUCUAACUGAAACAAUCACUCAUCAUACAUGUAUCUAACUGAAACAAUCACUCAUCAUACAUGUAUCUAACUGAAACAAUCACUCAUCAUACUUUGUUAACUAAUCAAGCUUGCUAUUCUUUUAUCCAGGAUUUUGAAGAAACCCUGGCUUUGGUCGAGAAAUAUAAGUUUGACAGCCUUUUCAUCAAUCAGUUUUUCCCAAGGCCUGGGACACCAGCUUUCAAGAUGCCAAGAAUCCCAGCUCAGGAUGUAAGUUUUGGGUUUGUUUCAGCUGUUUGAAUUGCUUUAGUGUUGUACCGCCUGGCCAAGAAUUUGAACCACCUGGCCAAGAAUUUGUACCACCCAAGAAUUUAUACCACCUGGCCAAGAUUUUGUAUCACCUAGCCAAGACUUUGUUAUAUUGAUUUCUGUAAAAGCUAGCUAAGAAUUUGUUAUUUUGAUUUCUGUAAAAGCUAGCUAAGAAUUUGUUAUAUUGAUUUCUGUAAAAGCUAGCUAAGAAUUUGUUAUAUUGAUUUCUGUAAAAGCUAGCUAAGAAUUUGUUAUUUUGAUUUCUGUAAAAGCUAGCUAAGAAUUUGUUAUUUUGAUUUCUGUAAAAGCUAGCUAAGAAUUUGUUAUAUUGAUUUCUGUAAAAGCUAGCUAAGAAUUUGUUAUAUUGAUUUCUGUAAAAGCUAGCUAAGAAUUUGUUAUAUUGAUUUCUGUACCGCCUGGUUAAGAAUUUGUUAUAUUGAUUUCUGUUGUUUUUCCGUCAAAAUCAACAAGGACCCUUGGGGUGUGUGAGUGUUCCAUGGUGAGUGAGUAGGUGGCUUGUUAGUCCGAUUCGUGCUCGGAGUAGUCUCUGGCACUGUUGGCGGGGGAUAGUUGCUGUAGGCCAAAGUUGUUGCCGGCCUCAGAGAAGAUAUCAACGCUGUUUUGCAUGGCUUGCAUGGCAGCUUCUGAGGCAGCGUUGACGGUGGAAUCGUUCGCACAAACAGAAGCUCAUUGAUGGUGUUAUGUUUGACCUUGAUGUUAGCUUGAAGCCUCCUAAGGUUGAGGACUGAUCCAUCUGUGCAGAAACAGAUUGGCAAGCGGGUGGUUGGAGUCCUCAUUGAUUUCUGUACCACCUAACCAAGCCUGUUAAAUUGAUUACGUACCACCUAGCCGAGACUUUGUUAUUUUGAUUUCUCUACCACCUAGCCAAGACCUUGUCAAAUUUAUUUCUGUACGAUCUAGGCAAGACUUUGUUAUAUUGAUUACAUAUCACCUAGCCAAGACCUUGUCAUAUUUUCUGUACCACCUAGCCAAGACUUUGUUAUAUUUAUUGUUAUACCACCGAGUUAAGACUAUCUUAUGCUUAGUAAAGCCUAAAUUGCAUUCUGUCUUUCUUCUGUAAAGUGAUGGUAUUAUAUUUUUGUACCCAAUAGGUAAAGAAGAGAACUAAGGCUGUGUCUGAACUGUUCCAAUCAUACCAUCCUUAUACACACAAGGUA